GCCGCCAAAACAGAAACAGCGCAGAGUGAAAUCAUGGUGUCAGACAAGGAGACAGCAAACAUCCGCAGGUUUGUGUGCGGUCAACUCCGCGACGAGCCAGACCUCAGCACACUGACCUUAGGAAUUUUAAAAAAGCGUUACCUGGCACAUGUAGGAUGUGACUCGCUAAGUCAAGAUGCAAGAAAUUUCAUGAAAGAGGUGGUUAAAGAGGAGCUCAUGAAAAUGCAGGAUGAUGACAGCAGUGGAAGUGAGUUGGAGACCAAGAAAACCCAGAAAAAAAGGAAGAGAGAAAAAGAAACCGAUGAAGAGAUAAGUGAGAAAGAAGAUGAAUCCAGGACUAAGAAAACCCGAGUCAAUCAUUCAAGCUCAUCAUCAGAAUCGGAGGAGAAAGAGGAACACAAAACAGGAAGUGAACAAAGCAGUGAUGAAGAACAAAGUCAGUCUGACGAUGCAGAGCAAGAGGUGGAGAAAUCACAGCCACAUACAAAUGGAAAAGGGAGACGACAGAUAAACAGUGACGACUCCUCAGGUGAAGAAGACACCAAGUCAAGAACAAAAGGGAAUGAGAGUACCUGUGGCGACAGCCCAAAGGAAAUGGAGAAAACGAAAGAAAACGCUACAAAGAAUGGAGUGAAGAAAAACAGCAAUACAAGUGAAGGAAAGAAAACGCCACAGAGUGAUAAAGAGAAUGACAUUGACUCGGACAGCAAGUCAGAAAGAAGUGACAAAAUCAGUGAUAAUGAGUCCUCUGAUGACAGUGAAAAAGAAGAAAAAGUAUCAGUAGGAAAGAAGAACGACGGCACAGACUCAGAUUCAUCGUCACUUCCUUCUUUGGAGGACAAACGGGAUAGCGGGACAGAAAAUGCACGAGUUGGGAAAGAGAAAAAGAAGAAAAAAACUGUGAAAAAAGAUGACGACACUAAAGGUCAAAAGGACGACAACAAAGCAGUUGUUCGGCUCAAACGUUACAUUUCUCUCUGUGGCGUGAGGAGGAAUUACAAGAAGCUCCUUGAUGGCUGCCGCUCCGUUCGCUCCAAGGUGGCUGUUUUGAAGAAGGAGCUUGAAGAUCUUGGCGUCGAUGGUCAGCCAUCUAUCAAAAAAUGCAAAAAAGUCCGAAUGCAGAGAGAGGAAGCUCAAGAAGUAGCUGAUCUUGAUGUCAACAACAUCAUCACCACACAAGGUCGACCUAAACGCAGACAAGCCUCAGCGUGGCAGCAACCAGACCCUCCGUCGUCGGCGUAUCAGCGCUCUCUGAACUCUGACUCUGACAGUGAUCAGGAACAAAACGGACGCAGAAAAGUAACGGAAUGGGCAAACCUACGAGGGAUCAUCAGCGAUGACGCUGACAGCGACUGACGGGGACAGUUCCUCUUGCAAGUAUACAGAGAGAACUCAAAUGUGGACAUUACUUUUUCUUUAAUUGCUUCUGCUUUGAUGCUAAACGUUUGGAAAACCUUAUUAUUAUUAAAUUUUUCUACGUGUUUAAGAGGUGUUACAGUUCAAAUGUAUCAGUGGAGAGUAAAAUUAAACUGCUUUUUAUGUUUAUCUUUUGUAUGUUCUUUUUCAAAUAAAAGUAUUGUCAGCAAAUGGA
Molecule: messenger RNA, 1591 nt
Organism: Stegastes partitus (bicolor damselfish)
Lineage: Eukaryota; Metazoa; Chordata; Actinopteri; Pomacentridae
Gene: hirip3
Product: HIRA interacting protein 3
Exons: 8
Coding region: 34-1356 (440 amino acids)
Cellular component (GO): nucleus
Source: RefSeq, a predicted model, not a curated record